Molecule: messenger RNA, 2218 nt
Organism: Oxyura jamaicensis (ruddy duck)
Lineage: Eukaryota; Metazoa; Chordata; Aves; Anseriformes; Anatidae
Gene: LAMP1
Product: lysosomal associated membrane protein 1
Exons: 9
Coding region: 83-1333 (416 amino acids)
Cellular component (GO): membrane
Source: RefSeq, a predicted model, not a curated record
GCCUCCCCAGCGCCGUGCGCAGCCGCCUCCCGCUCCUCCUCCUCCGCCUGCUGCUGCUGCUCCUCGCCCCCCGCUCCCGGCCAUGGCGCGGGGGCUGCUGGCGGCGGCCGCCCUGCUGGGCUUUUUACAGGUUUCCUCUUCGUUUGAUGUGAAAGAUUCAUCUGGCCAAGUCUGCGUAAUUGCUAACCUGACAGCAGCCUUCUCAGUGGAAUACAAAAGCAAUGGGCAAAAACAGUUUGCACACUUCUUUCUUCCACAAAAUGCCACAACACAGCCAUACAGCUCAUGUGGUGAUGGUAACACAUCUCAGCCAAUGCUAGCAUUGAGUUUUGGAGCAGGACAUUUGUUAAGCCUGAAUUUCUCAAAAACUAUGGAUAAGUACAAAGUAGAACAGCUAACUUUCCGCUACAACCUGUCAGAUGCAACUUUAUUCCAUAAUUCAACUGAAGGAAAAGUGAUGGAAGCGUCACAAAAAUCUGUUAUUCAGGCACAUAUGGGCACAGAAUACAGAUGCAUCAACUCCAAGCACAUCCUUAUGAAGCAUGUGAACAUUACUUUUAGCAACGUGACUUUGGAAGCCUAUCCCACAAAUGGCACUUUCAGCAGAAACAAGACAGAAUGCUCUGAAGACAUGGUUUCUACUACUACUGUAGUACCAACAACUCCUAAACAGACUACUAGCCAGGUUCCAACAGCUAGCCCAGCACCAACUGCAUUGCCUCCAAAUCCUGCCGUUGGUAAAUACAAUGUGACUGGUACAAAUGGAACCUGUGUGCUUGCCUCCAUGGGGCUACAGCUUAAUAUCACCUAUCAAAAAAAAGAUGAAAAGAUGGGGUUAGACUUGCUGAAUUUCAUACCACAUAAUACAACUGCUUCUGGAAAAUGUGACAACGUGUCUGCCUUCCUAAAUCUGACUUUUGAGAAAACAAAGAUUAUCUUCCACUUCGUAUUGAAUGCAAGUAAUGACAAAUUCUUCCUGCGAGGUGUGAGUAUCAGCACGACUCUGCCUUCUGAAGCAAAAGCUCAAAUUUUUGAAGCAUCAAACAACAACAUGAGUGAACUGAGAGCUACCGUAGGGAACUCCUACAAGUGCAGUGCAGAGGAGAAUCUCCAUGUCACAGACAAAGCCCUUGUCAACGUGUUCAAUGUUCAGGUCCAGGUUUUCAAGGUCGAUGGAGACAAAUUUGGGGCAGUGGAAGAAUGUCAGCUGGAUGAAAACAACAUGCUGAUCCCUAUAAUAGUUGGUGCAGCCCUUGCUGGUCUUGUUCUAAUUGUCUUGAUUGCUUAUUUGAUUGGCAGAAAGAGGAGCCAUGCUGGAUAUCAAACAAUUUAAUGACUUGCACUAAAAUCCAGCGUAGAUGAAAAGCAAUUGCAAGAAGCUAGAAAAAAAAAUACCUAUCUCCCCUGAGCUAAGAUUGAUAUUGUAAGGGAACACCUUUUCUUGCAAAUUGCUUCUUAAAGUCUGCUUUAUUAAAUGUGAAAUCAUCUUGCAGCAUUUAACUAUGCACAGAAAUAACUUCUGAAAAUUCUGGUGUUUAAUUUUGCUAACUAGUUUAAAUAUUUACCCACUUAGAAACCAGCUAAAAGUUUUGUUUUGUUUUUUUUUUAAGGGUGCUGUUUUGGAAUUGGCAUAAGGUAAUGUCAGUGUAAAGAUUCCAGAGAGGGAUGUUGCUAAUUUACUUUGACUCAAUUGCAGAACUCUUAACAAAGGGAAAAUGUUCAUUUUUGGUACUGCUGCCAUCCAGUGAUGAUGUUAAUUAUACUGAUGAUGCAUUUAAAGAAAUCCAGUAACAACUGACAAAAUGGAAAUUUAUCUAAACUCCACCUUGUCUAUUAGGUGUGUAUUUUUUAUUACUAAGCUUUAAACACGAUGCCUGGCAUAUGCAGGGUGUGAACGCAAUACGCAAACCUUACAGGAACUCUUUAUGAUUGGACAACUCCCCUGUUUGAUAUUUUUGAUGCUACGCCAGCUUGUUAGGAGCUGGCACUUUUUUAAAAAAUGGGUGUUAUUUUUAUUUACAUUUUUUUGUAAAGUGAUUUCAGUCUCUUCUGUUGGAAGGUCCAGAGAGAUCCUGUUACUGCACAUGUGUACAAUAUAGGUCUCAAUCUGCUGAUUCUCUUGCUUUAAACUUGGCUGGGGGGUUGUACACUUUAAGGAUCAGUUCUUAUGUAUGCAUUGCCUGUAACAAUGCUAAUAAAGACACUUUUUUUCUGUAAA